AUGAGGCCGACACGCAACUCUCUCGUUUCCGUUGCCCUCGUCGCCCUUCACACCGCCGGUGUCCUCGGCGACGGGGUGGGCUUGCUCGGACACGGCAAGACGCUGUACAAUCCGACAUGCGCAUUCGCUUGCCGGGGCGUCAUCAAGGGCUGCCACCUUGCCUGCACGCCCGCCGACACUAACGUCAACCACGGCACGGCACACAACCCGGUCAGCACCCCGCCCGACUGCUUCGUGAAGGAUGAUGCCUUCCUCCGGACUAUGGCCCUGUGCCUCGACACAUACUGCCCGAUCAGCGACAACCCCUCGCUGGAUUUACUUGAGGACUACUGGGCCUCCCACCUCGGCACUGGCACCCUCGGCGACUACCAGUGGGUGCCCGCGGUUUCGUAUCAGGAUGCGCUCGCUGCUGCCCGUGCCGACGAGAGGAAGGCGCUCGCCAACAAUGCGACGACCGGCACGGACAACCAGAGCGGCCACGGGGGGGAGCACACCGGCCAUGGUAUGAGGAGGAAGCUCAGGGCUCGCCAGUUUUUCACGGAGUCUGGCCCCGAAGUCACCAGCCCCCUACCCAUAAUCAAGGCCAAAGCCCCCCUGCAUAUGACUAGCUUCAUUGCGCCGGCGGACUGGCAGUUGCAGUACAGCGGCAUGUUCGACUUUGAGACCAACGAGCAUGGCCACUCCACUUACAGCAUCACCGUCAUGGUUGUCGCCAUCUUUUUGCCGGUCCCGCUUUCUCUGCUCCGGUUCGUACCCGGCAUCGCCAAGAGCCGGGCCUGGAACUCACUGCAGUCGGCCAUGAUCAACCCCGCCUUGUACGGCAAACACCACCGCGAGCCGGUAGCGGUCGGCGUAGGGAUGAUGCCGACCCGUGGCCAGGCCCUGUACAUCCUCCUCAUUAGCAUCCUGAACAUCGUGUUCCUGCUCGCCCCAUACGUUCACCACCACCCGCAGAGCACAUUCGGGUCGCUCACCGAGCAGGAACUCAGCAUCAUCGGCAACCGCGCGGGUGUCAUGGCCAUGGGCAACGUGGUAGCCCUGUUCGUCUUUGCCGCACGCAACAACGUGCUCCUUUGGGUCACGGACUGGAGCUACAGCACCUACCUGUUGCUGCACCGUUGGCUGGGAUACUGGGCCGUCAUCCACACCGUGAUCCACUCGUUCAUGCUCUGGUUCUACUACCAGCUCUACGGCGACUACGCGGCGGAAUUGGCGCGCGACUACUGGGUCUGGGGCAUCGUGGGCACGGUAGCUUGCGUCGCCAUCUUCCCGUUCUCGCUGCUGUGGGUGCGGCAAGCCUUCUACGAGUUCUUCGUGGUCUCCCACUUUGCCCUCUCGCUGCUCUUUCUCAUCGGCUACUACUACCACAUCUGGUACUGCUACGAGUACGCAUGGGGCUACGAGAUCUGGGCCUUUGUGGCCUUUGGCAUCUGGGCUUGUGAUCGUCUCUUCCGCCUAGUGCGGAUCGCCUUCAGGGGUUACCGUACCGCGACCGUGACCGUGCUCCAGGACACCGACGGCGAGUACCUGCGCAUCGACAUCGAGAACGCGCAGCUCGGAGAGGGCGUGGCCUACCUGACCUUCCCGUCUCUGAGCUGGCGCCUGUGGGAAUCCCACCCAUUCUCGGUCGCCUUCAACUCCAGCGAGGUGAGCGAGGUCAGGGGAACCAGCGAUGCCAGCGACUCCUCCCCGCCGUCCACCCCGACACACUCCAGCUCAGACCCGGAGAAGAAGGAGACGUCCGUAACUAAGCAGACCGUGACCAUCACCUCACCCGCGGCCGCCUCCCGAGAAGGGAAGAAAACAACAACGUUCCUCGCGCGCGUCCGCACCGGUUUCACUGGCGUGUUGGCGAAACGGGCCGCCGCCGCUUCGGGGUCGAUCCGGCUCGGCGUGCUGGUGGACGGGCCAUACCACCACUCCGGAGACGUGACGACACAGCUGAAGCAGUGCUCGGGGGUUCUGUACAUUGCCGGCGGCGUGGGCGUCACGGCGCUGCUCCCCUACCUCCGACGGCUCAGCGUGCCGUCCAAGUUCUUUUUCGCGACGCGCAAGGCGGGCCUGUUGGCCGCGCUGGAACCCGCGCUCGCGGCGCUGCCGGCCAGCGUCGAGACCGAGACGACGGUGGGCCAGCGGCUGGACCUGGAGCGCAUCCUCGAAAAGGCCCUGGCCGACAAGACGGAUGACGGGCCGCUCGGCAUCGUGGUGUGCGGCCCGCCCGGGAUGGCGGACCACGUCCGUCACAAGGUGGUCCAGCUGUCGAGGAAUGGCCCAGGAACAAGGCCGUAUGUGUUGGUGGAUGAGGCCUUCGGGUGGUAG
This is a messenger RNA of Chaetomium globosum CBS 148.51, 2319 nucleotides long. RefSeq lists its product as uncharacterized. Gene Ontology annotation, cellular component: plasma membrane. Gene Ontology annotation, biological process: iron ion transport; copper ion import; intracellular iron ion homeostasis. Bases 1 to 2319 code for a protein of 772 amino acids. The record is from RefSeq and is a predicted model, not a curated record. The transcript has a single exon. Gene Ontology annotation, molecular function: ferric-chelate reductase activity. NCBI's taxonomy places the organism in Eukaryota, Fungi, Ascomycota, Sordariomycetes, Sordariales, Chaetomiaceae.